Fulvia fulva is the source of this 1359-nucleotide messenger RNA. Its product is annotated as Cytochrome b-c1 complex subunit 2, mitochondrial. Gene Ontology annotation, molecular function: metal ion binding. NCBI's taxonomy places the organism in Eukaryota, Fungi, Ascomycota, Dothideomycetes, Mycosphaerellales, Mycosphaerellaceae. The transcript is spliced from 3 exons. Bases 1 to 1359 code for a protein of 452 amino acids. The record is from RefSeq and is a predicted model, not a curated record. Gene Ontology annotation, cellular component: mitochondrion.
AUGAUCGCGCGCUCUGCCAUCUCCAGGCAGGCCCAGCGAGCUGCGCGCCAGUCGUGGCAGCAGUCGAGAAACUAUGCUGCGGCGACCGGCUCCCUAGCAUACCAGACUGGCGAUGCCAAUGGCAUCAAGGUCGCCAGCAGAGAUCAGCCCGGCGCCGUCUCUACACUCGCACUCGUCACCAAGGCCGGCACACGAUACGAGCCAGUCCCAGGCCUUGCAGAGGCGCUGCAGCGCUACGCGUUUAAGUCCACCGAGCGACGAUCGACUCUCCGUAUACAACGCGAAUCAGAGCUGCUGGGCUCAGAGCUCCUCCGCAACCACACCCGCGAGAACCUCAUAGUCGGUGCCAAGUUCCUUCGCGAUGAUCUCCCAUACUUUGUUGAGCUGCUCGCCGAGGUCGUGAGCAUGACCAAGUACCAGCAGCACAUCGUGAACGAGGAGGUCAUUCCCGUGAUGCAACUCAACUCCAAGCACCACAUUGGUAACACUCUCUCCCUGGCUACUGACAGCGCACACGGUCUUGCUUUCCACCGCGGUCUCGGAAUGGCCGAGAAGCCGACUUCGUCAGUGUUCAGCAAAUAUGUGACAGCCGAUGCCUUGACCGAAUAUGCCGGAGCAGCAUACGCUAAGCCAAACUUCGCGAUCGUUGGAAACGGUAUUGAGCAGUCAGCUCUUACCAAGUGGGUUGGCGAGUUCUUCACCGACGUUUCUGAGCAGUCAACCUACGAGAUCAAGUCUGAGCAGAGCAAGUACUACGGUGGCGAGGAGCGCAUUGCUCACGGCUCUGGCAACUCCAUGGUUCUGGCCUUCCCUGGCUCCAGCUCCGCGACUGGCUCCUUCUACAAGCCGGAAGUGGCUGUCCUCGCAGCGCUUCUUGGUGGUGAAACCAGCAUCAAGUGGGCACCUGGCUUCUCUCUUCUUGCAAAGGCUGCCGCGGAAACACCACUUCUCCACAUCUCCACCAAGUCGCUCACCUACACUGAUGCUGGCCUGCUCACCAUCGGCCUGAAUGGUACUGCCUCGGACAUCCGCGCCACGGCACCAAAGGUUGUUGAGGCUCUUAAGGGUGCAGCACAAACCAUCAGCGAGGAGGACUUCAACAAGGCCAAGGCGCUCGCGAAGUUCAAGGAGCUCGAAUUCGCGUCCGGAACACAAGCCGCAAUCGAGUACACUGGUGCUGGCCUUGUCCGUGACGGCAAGCCAUACCAGAUCAACGAAGUUGCAUCAUCCCUGGAUGGUGUGACAUUGGACAAGGUCAAGCAGGUCGCCAAGGAGGGUCUUGAGAACAAGGCUUCCGUAAGUACAGUCGGCGACCUGUACCAGCUACCUUAUGCAGAGGAGAUUGGCCUGAAAGUGUAA